Molecule: messenger RNA, 4810 nt
Organism: Thamnophis elegans (Western terrestrial garter snake)
Lineage: Eukaryota; Metazoa; Chordata; Lepidosauria; Squamata; Natricidae
Gene: PMM1
Product: phosphomannomutase 1
Exons: 8
Coding region: 279-1058 (259 amino acids)
Biological process (GO): mannose metabolic process; GDP-mannose biosynthetic process; protein N-linked glycosylation
Cellular component (GO): cytosol
Molecular function (GO): phosphomannomutase activity
Source: RefSeq, a predicted model, not a curated record
CUUACGCCACCCAUCCCUCCCUCUCCGGUUCUGAGACUCCGGCCUAAGGUUUCCGAAGGAUUCGGAUCAGUCAAGCUUCCCUGGGAGUUUUAGCACCAGAAACCGCCGCCAAUCCUCCUCCGCCAGGCGCGGACGGGUUGCCAGCCCGGUUUCCAAGGAUCACAUGAGCUGCUCUUGUCUUCCUAAUUGGUUCCUUCGUGGGCCGACGCCUCCGGCGGAUCGCAGCCUCGUCGCCGCUGAGGACGGACGGCCGCCGUGUAAAGCGGGGUCGACGCGCAAUGGCCGAUACCUCCGGGAGUCGGCCGCGCAUUCUCUGCCUCUUUGACGUGGAUGGGACUCUCACCCCGCCUCGGCAGAAAAUUGAGCCUGAAAUAGCAGAAUUUCUUCAAGAGCUGGGUAAAAGAGUGAUGAUUGGGGUGGUUGGAGGUUCAGACUACUCCAAAAUAGCAGAACAGCUUGGAGAAGGGGAUGAAGUCAUAAACAAGUUUGAUUACGUCUUUGCAGAAAAUGGCACUGUGCAAUACAAGAAUGGGCAACUAGUCUCAAAGCAGGCUAUCCAGAACCAUCUUGGGGAGGAACUUUUGCAAGAGCUGAUCAACUUCUGCCUUAAUUACAUGGCACUUCUAAAGUUGCCCAAGAAGCGGGGAACAUUCAUAGAAUUUCGCAAUGGAAUGUUGAACAUCUCUCCUAUUGGUCGAAGCUGCAGUUUGGAAGAACGAAUAGAAUUUUCUGAACUGGACAAGAAAGAAAAGAUACGAGAGAAGUUUGUAGCAGCUCUGCAGAGGGAGUUUGCGGGCAGAGGACUGCGAUUUUCCCGAGGUGGUAUGAUUAGUUUUGAUGUUUUUCCGGAGGGCUGGGACAAACGCUAUUGCCUCAACAUCCUUGAGGAUGAGAAAUUCGAUGUCAUACAUUUCUUUGGAAAUGAGACAACCCCUGGUGGGAAUGAUUAUGAAAUCUAUGAUGAUCCUCGGACAGUAGGACAUAGUAUCCAUUCUCCCCAGGAGACAGUUCGGCGAUGUCGAGAAAUAUUCUUUCCAGAGACAGUGAACAAAUCUUGACUCACGGAUCUUCUGCUGCUAUUCUUGUUCACUUCAUAAAAGCACCUUUUGAAUUAUAAUCAAGGCUUGCCAAAGCCCAAGGUUGAAAUGCACUUUGGAAAUGGAGGUGAAGUGCGAAAAGGGAAAGAGAGUUAAAGUGCCAUUACCAGUUUGUAGUAAUAAGAAUCUACAGAACGCUGACUGCCAUAUUUCAUCCUCCCAGCCCCUAAAACAAAAAGUUUCGUUUUAAAGGGAGCUGGGUCCUUUUUCUAAAACUGUGAGAGAGAAGGAGAGAAAUAGAAAGGUGGUAAUCUCUUCAUGUAUUCACCCAAAUCAAUUUCUGAGAUUAAAAUAAUUGUAUUAAUAGGUUAAAGGGAAAACAAUCUGAUCUUUCAAAGUAUUUUCAUAUUCUUGAACCCUUAAGAUGGCCUGCCAUUUUUUUAAAAAGUGGAAUCAGUUUUCUUUUUCAAGCUAAUAAUGAAUAAGGAAAACACCCCUAAUCUAUUACUAGCCAUGCAGAAUGCAGAGGGAGAUAGAAAGUAAACUUUGAAACAUAGAUCCUGUUGAAAAUGAUUCGUCAUAAACAUCACCAUUCUACUCAGCUUUCAGUAUCCAUUAGAAUAUUCUUCUGUGGCUUCUGAUCUAAUAUGUGAAACCAUCUGUUUUAAAUAUGACUGGUGCUCAGGUUUAUUUUAUCAUAGAUAAUAUAUAUUUUUGGUCCAAUAAAAGUAGAGUUUGUGUGUUGAGGUCAACACGUCUCAGUAGCCUUGCAUAUUGCAACUGCUCCUUCCCACAAGUAGGUCUGGGGAGCAGCCCUGGCUUUAGCUUCAGUUGUUGGAAUAUUGUUUACUUGCACUUUGUUCCCAUUGCACAAACUCUUCAAGCAGGAUUGUACUAUCACCUUAAUUAUCCAACCUGACUAUAGAAGUGCUGGCAAUAGCAUUUAGAUCUAAUGAUCAGAUUAAUGGAAUAAAAAUGGGAGGUAAAUGUAUCUUUUAAAUCUGUUUGCAGAUUAUUUUGAUUCCAUAUAUAUAUAAUGUGUUUCUCCAAAAAGAAGGCCGGGUCUUAUUUUUUUUUGACCCCUGGAAAAAUGGGGCUAGGAGGGUUCUAAUUAUUGACUCACCUCACGACAGUGGCAUUGACAGCUCCGCCCAGCAGGAGCCCACUGUUGGCCCACUUCUUCUGCGGCUGCUUGCUGCUAAUCUCACACAUCGCCCCGGCCUCCAUUUCAGCUUCAAAUGCCUGCCGGAACGUAUCUAUAGCCGAUAAUAGAGCUCCGGAUCCGGAGCUCUGUUAUUGGCUGCAGAUGCCGGCAGACAUCUGAAAGCAAACGGGGGCCAGGGCGAUACGUGCGAGUGGCAGCAAGCGGCCGCAGAAGAAGGUGAGGCAUGUGUCAGGGUGUGUGAGGCCUGGUAAGUAGGACAGCUCCACUACCACCCAUCCCCACACUAGCUUAUUUUUUUACCUGUGUGCCUCAGCCCAUCUCCUGCACCCUGGGGUGGGCGGGGUCUUAAGGUAAAGGUUCCGCUUGCAUGCAUACACACAUACACUUUACAAAUAAUUAUGUGCCAACUUGAAAUAAAUUAAUUAAAGAAAUAAAAAACUGGGCUUCAAAACAUUUCAAUAUUUUGGGAUGAAUUACAGUGGUUAAAAUGAGAAUUCUUGCACAGUUGAACUUUUUAUUUCAGUGCCAUAGUGAUAACUCUUAAAUAGGCUUUAAGACAUUGGCAAAAAACUAAGAGUAAAAUAAUUAUUUAUACAGAUCUCAAAAACAGGGAGUUUGGUCAUGCCCAAUUUGUUAAUACAUUAUUGAGCAUUGCAGCUAUGGCAUAUUAUUCCAUGUAUUCUGGGAGACUCAUCUAAACAAUGAAUUCAUUUUGAAGCUAUGUAAGAACCAGAUAAGUUUACAAAUAAAUGGCUUUUUAUCCAAAAUGUUUUUCUAGAAUAAAAGAGAUGGAAAAUGUUUUUACUAAAACAAUGCUUCAAAUUUGAAAGAGUAGAUAUGCAGUUUUGAUCAAGCUUAUUCCUCCUUUAAAUACUUCUAUCAACAUAAAUUGAUCAGGAUUAUAGUCUGGCUAAAAUGAAAUCUUUGAAAAAGAUACUUAUAGAUUUUUUAUAGUAAUAGGGAACCUUUCAAUAAAGAUCAGAUUGAGCAAUGAAUAGGUGACAAAUUACCAAACUUUUCUGAUAUCAAUUUAAAUUUCUUUUGGGUAGUAGAGAUUCAGCAACAUGACCCGAUAUCCAUUUUGAAAAUUUAAUACUUUAUCAUUUAAAAGAACAAAAAACAAUUUCAAAAAUUUAUUGGUUGUGAUUGUAAUCAGAAAUAGAAGAUUUAUUAUAUAUUUUAAAGGAAGCUUGGGAUACGGAUCUUAGUAAUCCUGUACAGGAGACAAAUUGGCAGAAGUUCUGAAAAGAGCUUUGGCUUCAAUGCAAAAAAUGCAAUGGAAGAUAAUUGGAUUGUUGUACAAUGCCCAGAGUCAUUUUCCAUGAGAUAGGUGAUAUGUGAAUUUGAUUGAUUGGCUGAUAAAUAAAAUGAAAUGAAACAUCAUUGUUGGUACUUUACUCCUGGUUAGGAUAGCUCAUGCUGGAUAUAUCGAAAUUAUUCCUCCAAAUUUUGGAGAAGAUGUUAAGUCAUUUUUUUUUCAUUUGUUGUGAUCAUGCAAUAAAGAUAUAAAAUGGAUGCUAUAUAGUAGCUAUAGUACUUUUAUAUAACCAUGGCACUAAUUUAGAGACUUGAACAGGCAUUUCAUCACUUGCUUCCUUCUUCAUAAAUAGUGCUAUGAUGCAAUUAGAGGCAUCUAAAGAAAUAAAAAAAUGAUGAGAAGCUGGUAUUAUUGAUGAAAUGAAAUUAACCCAUUCUUUUCUGAGAUACUGAGGGUUUUGAUUUAAAAUAAAUAUUGCCAGCUCUUCUUAGGUUAGUUUCCAUUCCUUCUCCGGGACGGUUAUGAAGUAUUUAAUAUAGGGACAUACUUAUUACUGUGAAAGCCACAAAGUGGUCUAUUUCUCAGAUGGAUCAAAACACACACACACACACCUUUAUUAAGCAGGAAUGUUUAUUUUGAUGCCAUGUAUGUUAAAGACACCCAACUAUUUUGCUGUAGCUACAAAUUUGUGGGGCUUUAUUGACAGGCAGCUUUUAUAUCAUUAUAAAAGUAUGAAAAUAAUAAAAUUGAAUUAAAAAUGAGAACGUAUUAUAGUCAAGUGUCUUUUUUAGUUCAUAUUUGUAACUUGAUAUAAAAUUAAAAGUAAAAAUAUAGUAGGAAGUCAAUAAGCAAUGCCUUCACACUGGUUCAUUAAAGUUUAAGCUAAAAAUUCUGUCUUUGGAACUGAAUGGUUUGCAAUAUGUUAAAGCAUAUAUGAUUUACUACCCUCAGCUUAGAAAUUAUACUUCCAGAUAAAAAUCAUAACAUUCAUAAAAGUCAUUGAUAAAAACCAUUAACAGGAAGCUUACAAACUUAGUAGUAGUAUGGAGCAAUAUAAAAUACCUCAUUUAAACUUAGGAAAGCUAUUACUAAUACUGCGCUAGAUGGUUCAGUGAUCUGACUUCACUGCAAAGUAAUCUGAAUUCAUUGCUAAGUAAAACUACAACAUUCCAGAAGUUGUUCAGUGCCAACUCAUUACUUUUAAACAGCACAACCAAAAGCAUAGUGAUAGGAGCUGCAGUCUACCAAUGACUAGCAUGCAAAUACUGUUCACCCUAUAUGGCUGCUAAUCAAAUAACAAUUUCCUGCAGACUUCAUUUCUGCAUCACUAAUUCUAGGAACAGCUACCCC